UUUGAUUAUUGUUGACAAGUUACGAGUAACAAGACAUCUCGUUCGUUGUGACUCCAAAAUGAUCUGGGGGUACAGUGACGAUAUUUCUACAAUUGUAGCGUCUACUUUCAUGAAGAUCUCAGGUCUCUGGAUGGCAGGUAACCGCGUGGAGCGGUUAUACAGAUGUAUCACGUUGAUUUACAGUGUCAGCGGGUUACUUUUCGUUGCUGGCGUUGUGGCGAUAGAGUUCUACUACACCAUGGAUGAUUUGAGCGACUGCCUAUAUAACGCGACCAACAUUUUAACCGUGAUUAUGUCUUUAUUCAAGUUACUUGUCUUGCUUGCGCACAGAAAAGAUUUUCUGAAUUUAGUACGGUACUUGGAGAGGAAAUUUUUACACUCGGAAUACGACAUCUACGAGGGAAUGGUCUUGGACACGUGCAAACGCACCUGUGCGUUCUUCAUUUGUACCUUUACUUGUUCUUGUCACGGGACACUGAUAAGUUACGUUCUGAAUCCUAUCGUAGUCAAUAUUGGAAAAAACACAUCAGACAGGGUAUUUCCAUUGAAUAUGAGAGCUGAUCCACUGUCGGUGACACCGUACUUCGAGAUAGUAUUUCUGUUACAGGUUUUGUCCGUGUACCAAGUCGGAGUUCUGUACUUUAGUUUUGAUAAUUACCUAUGCAUCAUGAAUCUGCACGUGGCUGGUCAGUUCCGUAUACUGCAAUACAGACUAGAAAAUAUGAAGGGCGCGAUUAAGGCGUCGAAACAUAGUGGAAAUUGCAAAGAUAAAUAUUACGACGCCUUUAAAACCUGCGUCCAACAACAUCAGGCGUUGAUCGCGUACUGCGACAAGUUGGAAGAAGUAUUUAGUUUCUAUUCGCUGGGGCAAGUGUUCCUGUUUAGCUUGUUAAUCUGCCUCGAUGGGUACAUGGUACUUGUGGCAGACGCACACCCCACAAGACGCCUUAUUUUUGUGUUCCACAUGUUCGCCAGCAUAGCCCAGCUGUUCAUGUUUACAUACAGUUGCGAUUGCAUAAUGCAAGACAGUACUAAUGUUGCCAUGGCCAUAUAUUCAGCUCCAUGGCCUCGUUUUCUAAUGAACGAAGAUGGGCGAACUCUGAGAAGAGAUCUGAAACUUAUGAUGCUUAGAUCUAAAGUGCCUUGCUGCCUAACCGGUUACGGAUUUUUCACUGUAUCCCUGGAAACAUACACUAGGGUUCUAAGUACAGCGCUUUCAUACUUCACGCUAUUAAGAGGAACUUCUACAGAAACACCAUGA
Molecule: messenger RNA, 1261 nt
Organism: Hylaeus volcanicus
Lineage: Eukaryota; Metazoa; Arthropoda; Insecta; Hymenoptera; Colletidae
Product: odorant receptor 13a-like
Exons: 6
Coding region: 59-1261 (400 amino acids)
Biological process (GO): sensory perception of smell; detection of chemical stimulus involved in sensory perception of smell
Cellular component (GO): plasma membrane
Molecular function (GO): olfactory receptor activity; odorant binding
Source: RefSeq, a predicted model, not a curated record